Molecule: messenger RNA, 2665 nt
Organism: Chanos chanos (milkfish)
Lineage: Eukaryota; Metazoa; Chordata; Actinopteri; Gonorynchiformes; Chanidae
Gene: egln2
Product: egl-9 family hypoxia-inducible factor 2
Exons: 6
Coding region: 473-2008 (511 amino acids)
Biological process (GO): peptidyl-proline hydroxylation to 4-hydroxy-L-proline; cellular response to hypoxia
Cellular component (GO): cytoplasm; nucleus
Molecular function (GO): L-ascorbic acid binding; ferrous iron binding; peptidyl-proline 4-dioxygenase activity
Source: RefSeq, a predicted model, not a curated record
AGCGAGCGGAGGGAAGAGGUGCUCCUAGAGCAGAGUGAGCCGAUACUAAGCGUAAACUUGUCUGUUUCCCCAUGCAGUAUUUGUACAGUCUGCAUUUGACGUCGUUUAAUUUUGAAGUUGUGGAUAUGUGUUUUUUAAAUUUAAUAUGAAUCAGAGUAUUUCGGCCAUGGGCGUACGAAUCCCGGAAAUUAUAUGGGCUCUUAAUCAGUCGUUUUCAGCGCCUUUGCCGCUAAGAGGAAUGAAUGAAUCCGGGGGAGAACGCUCGUGGAAUGUAAAAAAACUACGUCUAGGAGUUUAAACCGCCAAGAAAUAAAGAUUUUUUUUUUAACUAUGAAAGUUUUAAACUGUGCUGCGUUCGUUUGUGCUCACAGCGCCGCCAGUUGUGCUGCGCACAGACGUUUGUUCAGAGGAUUUAGUAGAAAAUGAAUGUUGGACGUGAGCUACGUGCGCAUCUAGGAGUAGACGAGAUGAAAUGGAGAGCUUGGAACGCACGGACCUUUUAAACACAAGCUCUCCCCGCGGAAACGACAGUAUUUCUUCGACGCCGGAGAAAGUCACACGCAGCUCCUCUGAUGUUCAUAAAGCGGUAAAAAUGGGACUGAACGCGUACUGCACUCCGUCGGCGGGGACCACCACAGCCGCUGAGCUUUUGACUGGCUUAGCUUCCAAAACGGUGGGUCCCGGGAUCACAGUUCUAAAGAAAGAGACAAAAACCGGCUUGCCAGUCUACAACGGUGGUGUAGUGUCCCCGUCAGCUACUACAGAAGGGAACUGCAAUGGAGUACCAGCACAGACGCCUAACGGCUACUCGCAAUUGAAGGGGGUACACGAGACCCCGAAUGGGGCACUGUGGCCGGUGGAAAACUCGGACAGAGCACAAUGUGACAAAUGCCCUGUUCUACAGAAGAGAACAAACGGAGAAUUAAGAUGCAAACAGUUGCAUCAUCAGAGGAAGAGUGAUGAAGAAAACAGGGACACAGGGAAGGGGGUUUUAGGUAGCGGGGGUGUAGGGUUGACAGGGACUCCGGACACAUCUCAUGCGACGGACGCUUAUCACUCCUCAGACUGCAAGAGGAGGCGGGUGGACAACGACCCCAAAACAGACACAGGUCCUAAAAGCACCAGGGCUGUCGUCCCUCUCGCUGCCCAUAGCAACCAUAACCACGACAGCAGCCAGCACGGUCAGCCUACUCAUGCCAGACCCCACCACAACGGACAUAAGGUAAUGCCAAAUUCUGUAGGGGGGCAAACAUCGCCAAUUGAAGCCCCUUCCAUACCUCCGAUAGGUUCGGGCUGGUCUCCAGAACUCAUGGCACAGCAGUAUAUUAUACCUUGCAUGAAAUACUACGGUAUAUGUGUAAAAGAUGGCUUUCUGGGACCACGGCUGGGGGAGCGUGUGUUGGAGGAGGUGGAGACACUAAACCACAGCGGGAAGUUCCGCGGCGGGCAGCUGGUCAGCCAGAGGAGCAUCCCUUCCCGCAGUAUCCGUGGAGACCAGAUUGCCUGGGUGGAGGGUCGGGAACCUGGCUGCGAGAACAUCGGCACGCUCAUGGCCCACAUCGACGAAGCGGUGAUGCACAGUGCUGCUAACGGCAAGCUCGGGGAUUAUGUCAUCAACGGACGUACAAAGGCUAUGGUAGCCUGUUACCCUGGAAACGGCACGGGGUACGUGAGGCACGUGGAUAACCCUAACGGUGACGGCCGUUGCAUCACCUGCAUUUACUAUCUCAACAAAGACUGGGAUGUGAAGGUUCAUGGGGGUCUUUUGCAGAUCUACCCAGAAGGUCGGAGCGUGGUGGCUAAUAUAGAACCGCUUUUUGACCGUCUGCUCGUCUUCUGGUCAGACCGAAGAAACCCACACGAAGUCAAACCAGCCUACGCUACGCGCUAUGCCAUAACCGUUUGGUACUUUGAUGCGAAGGAGAGAGCAGAAGCCAAGGAGAAGUACAGACUGGCCACUGGACAAAAAGGUGUCAAAGUGCCUGUCACUCAAAGCAGCAAGACCUAAAACCAGAGUGUGCUCUGUUAGACUGGAGCAUGUUCGCUUUCUUUAUGUGCCUACCUGUGCUGCCGCCAGACAGACUUAUCAAAGGGAAGACACAAAGACGACACAGCACCAUCCGGUUCCCACCUCAAGAGCUCAAAUGUCACCCCAAACCGUGUCCCUCGUUUUCCACAUGGCCCUAGACUGACAUUUCCAGAUAACUUUAGGAGCUUAUGAAGUCUCAGGAGAGAGUGUGGAUCUAAAUGAAUGCAGCGAGGACUGUGAUUGGACGAGGAGGGUCAGAGAGGCGUCUGUCAAACUCAGGUGGCCAAUAGACAGAGAGGCUUUGGCCCGAACACAAACACUCUUUUCUUUUCCCUGUUGUUAUUAAUCACUGUACUUAUGUAAUCACAAAUCAGAAUUCUGUCUGCUUUUUCAAAUGCUUUUUCUCGUUAUUGAGCUAUCUGUUGGCUGGCAUGAGCGGUAGAGGGUUAAGACCAUAUUUCUUUAAGAGUUUCUGGAGCUUCACAGAUGACAACAGGACAGAGGAGGAAGUGACAUCAGCAGCAAAUGCACUCUUUGCUCUAUCAUAGCGUUGUAUCUCGCUCUCAGAGUAGGAGGAAAUAAGCCCUGAAGUAAACAGCCACCAGCAAACACUCAUGAGACUGAAAACACACACAC